Messenger RNA from Benincasa hispida (wax gourd), 2509 nucleotides. Its product is annotated as zinc metalloproteinase-like protein. Lineage: Eukaryota; Viridiplantae; Streptophyta; Magnoliopsida; Cucurbitales; Cucurbitaceae. The record is from RefSeq and is a predicted model, not a curated record.
UUGCUUUGAACAAGCGUAAAAAUGGGCGUCGUCGUCAUUCGUCUUCCAAUAUCCGUCGAAUAAAUUGCCGCCCCCUGGACUGUGUGACCCCCAUUCUCAUUUUUCAACGCUUAUAAAUCUCUUUUAUUUUCUCAUCGAAGCAAUUUCUUCGGCAAUAUUGAUAUUCCUUCUGCACAUUAGACAGCCAACUUCUGGAGAAAAUGGAGCAGAAACACAGCAUGUAUAAUAUACCCGUCUUAUGGAGGGGAACAAAGUAUAUGGUGGAAAUCAGUUCAGAUUCUACUCUCAGAGACCUUGGUCAGAAGCUGCUUAAAUUAACUGAAGUUAAAGUAGAUACCAUGCGGCUCAUAGUCCCACAAUUUUCCAGUAAAAGCUCUAAAAUGUUAUAUCCAUUUUCUGAUGAAGAUGGAUACUUGGAUCUGCAAAAGUUUUCCAUUUUUAAGGAUAACAAGCCUAUCAGAAUGAUGGGAGUCUCUAAGAAUGAGGUAGACGAAGUUUUGAACAAUGCUAAUAAAAAUGAACGAAUUAUUGGGUUCGAUGAAGAAGAGAAAAGACUGAAACAACGGAUGUCAAGUAAGCCUAAGGGCAUGCUGAAACUACCAGAAGGACCCUAUGUAUUUUGCGAGUUUCGGACACUUCAAAUUCCAGGAAUCGAGCUAAACCCUCCAGCUUCAGAAGCUUUGAAAAGAAUGCACAUGCUUGCUGCUGACCCUGGUAUUAUUGCAAUCAUGAACAAGCACCGUUGGCGUGUGGGAAUCAUGACUGAGAUGGCCCCUGUUGGUUAUGUUGGUGUGAGCCCUAAAUGUAUUCUUGGCUUUAAUAAGAACCAUGGAGAGGAGAUAUCCCUUCGACUUCGUACAGAUGACCUGAAGGGUUUCAGAAAAUAUGAAAGUAUCAAGAAGACAUUACUCCACGAACUUGCACACAUGAUUUAUUCUGAGCACGACGCCAACUUCCAUGCUCUGGAUAAGCAGCUUAAUGAGGAGGCUGCUGCUUUAGAUUGGACAAGAUCAAAAGGCCACACGUUGACUGGAAUUAAGUAUUCCCAAUAUCAUGAAGAAAGUGACGAUGUCGAAGAUGGCUUUGCUGUCUCACAGAAGCUUGGUGGAAGUGUGUCACAUCAGCUGGUUAAUGCCCGUGCUGCUUCAGUUGCUGCUGCUUAUCACCGUUUGACAAACACUUCAAAUUUCAGUUCAAGAGUGUCUCAAGUAAGUGCAGAGUCGGAUCCGGAUGACAGUGCUUAUCCAAAGAAGCUCGAGCCUGACCCUGAUGACAGCUCCAAUGAUCAAAGCAUGCUUGAGCUUGAUUCCGACAACAGUUCUAAUUAUAAAAACAAGCUUGAACCUGAUCUUGAUGAUUCUAUAGGGAGCAAAAGUUUAGAAUCUGAAUUUGAACCAAGAUUCAUUAAGAGCCUAGUAGUUCAAACAGAUUUGAGCAGCACAGAAGUACAGCCUGUGCCUACUACUAACAGCAGAUUGUUGGAAGCCACAAAGUUGUAUGGAGAACCAGAUCCUGAUGAUAUUGGAAGCUCUUCGAACAGUAAAAUAACUGACACAGAUCAUUUCUCUCAAGGAAUGCCAAACUUGGAUUGCAACAUUUUCCAAAGAAUGGUUGUUGAACCUUAUCCAGAUAACUUGGAAGAAAAAGCGAACACGUUGGGGUGUGGAAAUGCCAUUGGACAUGAUGAGGCUGAUUGCCUAGAAGCUGGCUUAGUGACAGACCAAACCCAUUUAAGCAUAAACUGUAAAAAGCAUGAUACUACUCAAGGAGUGGAACCUAUGCAGAUGGAGCCUGACCCUGAUGAAAGGCCUGACCCUGAUGGAAGUUCGGUACAUCAGGUGGAUUCAUCUAAAAUGCCUGUUGACGAGCCUGAUCCUGAUGACCAAGAAAUUCAAAGGAUACAAGACUCUGUUUCUGUUGUUUGCAAUCGAUUGCGUGAGGCCAUUGCAAGGCUGCUGGCUGAAGUUAAACCUUCUGAAUCUUCAGCAGUUAUUCAAACUUUGUUCAAGAUUGUUAAGAAUGUAAUUGAACACCCUGAUGAAAUGAAAUACAGAAAGCUGCGCAAGGCUAAUCCCAUUAUCCAGAAGAAUGUUGCCAACUAUAAAGCUGCAUUGGAGAUCCUGUUCUUGAUAGGUUUCAUUGAAGAUGCACUGCUAGACGAAAUCGGGAAGGCAGAAACAUUCCUGGUACUGAAACGUAAUGAUCCUGGCUUAUUGUGGCUUGCGAAAUCUACCCUUGAAACGUGCAAUGCCUUGUAGAUUGAAGAACAUAUUCUCUCUUUUUUUCCCUUUUCUUUUUUAAUUUAUUUAACAGAACUGUAAACUAAAACAUGUACUCUAGGAUACUGUAUGCAAAUUGGUUUAGACUAGACGACCCGAUAUUCAAACAAGGCUGUGGUUUCCAUAAGCAUGUUUAUGCAAACAAGAUGAGUGUUGUAAAUAAAUGUUGUUUCUGAAUGGCUUUACCGCCACUCGAUUACACUCAAUUGAACGAUGAUCUCGUUUUUCAA